AUGUCAGAUUUGUCGUUAAUUCUCGAUCGUGUCGAACAAAAAAGACCUUUUUAUUUGUAUACUGGUCGUGGUCCAAGUAGCGGAAGUCUUCAUAUAGGCCAUCUCAUUCCUUUUCUUUUUACUAGAUUUCUACAGGACGCAUUCAAUGUACCUGUUAUUAUUCAGGUAACGGACGAUGAAAAAUUACUGUGGAAAGGUAUCACGUUAGACGAAGCGAGAAAAAUGGCCAAUGAAAAUAUCAAAGACAUUAUUGCUUGUGGUUUCAGUCCAGAUCAAACAUUCAUAUUUACUAACUCACAAUAUAUGUGUCCGGCGUUUUAUGGAAAUGUCUUAAAGAUCUGGAACUUGGUUACGAAUAACCAAGUUAGAGGAAUAUUUGGUAUCACUGGCGAAGAUUCAAUCGGAAAAAUUGCUUUUCCAGCUUUGGAAGCAGCACCAUGCUUCAGCAAUAGUUUUCCUGAAAUUUUCAAUGGAAGAACGGACAUUCCUUGCAUCAUACCUGCUGCUAUAGACCAGGAUCCAUAUUUUCGAAUGACAAGAGAUGUUGCUCCACGUUUACUUUAUCCAAAACCUGCUAUGAUUUAUAGUUCAUUUUUGCCUGCACUGCAGGGUGCGCAAUCUAAAAUGGCUGCUUCUGAAGCGAAUUCUUGUAUUUAUGUGGAUGAUACACCGAAGCAGAUAAAGAAUAAGAUCAACAAAUAUGCAUUUAGUGGUGGAAGGGAUACAGUAGAAGAGCAUCGUAAGUUUGGCGGAAAUUGUGAGGUCGAUAUAUCAUUCCAAUUUCUUCGAUAUUUUAUGGAAGAUGAUGAUAAGCUUGAAAAUAUCCGAAAGCUGUAUACAAGUGGCGAUCUUUUAUCAGGUGAACUGAAGGCAUUAGCAAUAAACGAAAUUCAAAAAAUUAUUGGAGAAAUACAAACUGAACGGAAGAAAAUCAGUGAUGAAACGGUGAAAAAAUUUGCGGCUGUAAGGAAACUUAAGAAUGAUUAUUAA
This is a messenger RNA of Dracunculus medinensis (Guinea worm), 990 nucleotides long. The record is from the annotation of a GenBank genome assembly. Lineage: Eukaryota; Metazoa; Nematoda; Chromadorea; Rhabditida; Dracunculidae.